UCAAAAUGUCGCUGUUCGGGAUUGUCAAGCUAUUUUCUCAUCGUAAUGUGCCGUUCUGGCGCAUAGUAUGUAUGAAACAGCGUGUUUUGGCGUGUGCGUUCUAUUUUAUUUUAGACAAGACUUGACGGCUGAGUAAAAGUCUUCAUGGCCCUUGAUUCGACUUUGCAAUACUCUUCCUUCGGUUUUUCGUAAACAACAGGAUCAUAUCAAUGCGAAAAUUCAUCGUUAGCAACUGUUGGAAAAUCUACGCGCUUGUGAGUGAAAAUCUUAGGCAUCAUUUAGUGAAAGCCCCUGAAGAUUUUCCUCCGUGGUCAUCAUGGAUGAAAAGAUGGAGAGUGAACAGAGUUUUAGUGGGGAGAGCAGCAGUAGCUCUUCAGAUACUUCCAGCGGUAGCUCAGAUGCCGACGAGGAAGUUAUGGAGCCGAUUCGAGUCAUGGGGCAAACACUGGAAGUUCCACAAGAUCUCUGUGAAGACUACACCAUAUUCAAAGAGUUGUUUUCAAUGAAAACUUGGGAAUCACUGGAAGAUCACCAUAAAGAAGAAUUGAAGAAGUAUCUCCCCAAGUUUACUGAAAAUGAAGAAGAGGAAACAGAAAAGACAAUAAAGAUGUUCUUCAAUCAUGAACCAUUUCAUUUUACUUCACCUCUUACUACUUUUUAUAACAAUUUGAGACAGGGGAACUAUAGACCAGACAUUGCCAAGAUGAGAAAGUUUUUGUCCAAAGCCAGACACAAGCAGCAGAAGCAUAAGGAAAAAGCAUAUUUUGCUAAACUGUUGCCUGAAGUGUUGAUAUCCCGAGAAAGAAUAUUGGCAGCCGCCCGGGCAGGGCCUCCAGGUUUGGUUCCACAUCUUCCGCCCCUUCCACCGAAGCCUACGGCUAGGAGCAACUAUAAAUCAAUUCAUUUAAGAGCAAAACAAAGAUAUUUCGAAGAGCUAGCUGCAAUUCAGGGUGAAGUGGGUGGUGAUGAAUCAGAAGAUGAAAAUUAUCCAGAAGGUCCACCUGUCUUGCACAUGAGGAAAAGAAAACAAGUAAAUGUUGGCCAAAAUGCUGAUGGUAAUGUCUCCGGAACACUUGGGGGUUCUGAAACCACCCAUGCCACUUCUAUGGAUUGUCUAAAGAAUAUACUGGCUUCUCAUAGAAUAAGAAGGCAAUACAGAGAAAAUCAUCCAGAGCUGAAUACAGCUGGAAUAACUUUAGAUGAUAUCAAGCAAAGGGUAGCUCUCGUAAAUGGUAGCAAAAAGUUAAUGUUUGGAGGACAAAAAACUGACUCACCUAUACAGAAACUCAAGAGAGGGCCCAGAAAAGAAUCAGGCAAAGGAAAAACACAAGAAUCAAAAGCAGCCAUCAAGAAGAGUAAAGAGGAACCUACAGAAAGUGUGGAGAAUAGACCUUUACUACCAAAUAUUAAAAUUAAAUGUGAGCAAGAAGAGUCUGACUCUGAAAGCUCAUCAUUUGUAGAUCCUGUGACAAGUCCAAAGCUUGGCAAGAAGUUACUGGACCACUCAGAUAUUAAGCAAGAAAUAAUAGACCCCAAGUAUCCUAAUAUUCAAAAUAUCAAUUAUAGUGAUGCUAAACUAGAGCAUAUGAUAAAACAAGAACCACCCGACCCUACUCUAGCAAUUCAAAAUGCAUCUAGGCUAAUCCAACCAGUUCCUAUAAAAUUAGAAGAUUUAGAUGGUAUAGACAUGAUGGCUUUGCCUGUAGAACUGGCGGAUGACUCGGGCGAGGUGGUGCCGGCGGACACGUCUGGCGAGGGCGACGGAGUGGUGGACGCCGACGAGUCGCUGACGGAGACCACGCACGCCAACUACUUGUCGCUGGUGCGGGCUCUGUUCCCGGCGAGGGCAGCGCACAGGGCUUCGAAGCAGCAGCUGCACGCGAGGUGCGCGGCUGUGAUGAAGUCGCCGAUAGCGCCGCUCAACACUUGGUAUAGUUUAUCUGACGAUUGGUGUUCCGAGUUAGAUUCUGCCCUAGAUUUUCUAUCUGGGGAGAGAGGACCGCAUCCUGACGACUUUGUGCCGUACCUACAGUUUUUGCCAGAGACUCAAAUGUACCAGUGGAUCGGCGCUGGCCGCGACUGCGACGCGAUACUGGGCCGGUUGUGCGAGCGAUGGCUGCGGGCCGUUUCCCCUGGGCCGCCUACCAGUGAGCCCCCACCGCCGAGGUAUCCAACAUCGUGGGUGAUGCGUGCGCCGACAGUAGCGGAGAUUACAGAAUUCAGGGCUCAAGAGCGACGGAGAUUCGCCGCCGCUGCCAAGCCCUUUACGUACCUUCAGCAUGGAUACCGGUCGGUGGUAGGCCCGUGCGUGCGCGCAUCCGCAGCUUGCGGCACGCAGGGCUCGCUGCUGGCGGCGGAGCGGCCGCGGCACGCCAGCUUCAUCGCGCUCGUGCGCGACGCCGUGGCGCGCCUGCCCAACGGAGAGGGCACGCGCCACGACGUGCUCACGCUGCUCAAGCCGGAACCAGCGCCCGCGCCGCCGCCGCCGCGACCACCGCCGCCUCGCCCGCCGCAGCAGCCGCGCGAACAGCCGCAUUCGGCACCGCACCCGGCGCCGCAGCCUGCUAUGGAAUUAGAAGUAGGCAGCGUUGAAGAAGUGGUCGAAAACGCGUCGGAUAGUGACGUAGACGUUGACGACACGUCGGCGCCUGCCGCGCCGCACGUAUCAUCUGCGGCCCAGUUGCUAAUGGCUGCCACCCAGGCCGCGCCACCCAAGCCGCCGCCUGCACCCAAGCCCAAGGGGAAACUCGUCGCCACGCCCAAACCCAAGCCCAGCCCCCAGCCAAAGCCGACGACGAGUAAACCCAACCUGAUGACUCAAUCCGCGAAACAGGCCACCUUGCUGAGCCAAGCCGCUAAACAUACGCUGAUGAGCCAGGCUGUAAAACAGGCUAACCUCCUGAGUCAAUCGGUAAAACAGUCUCAGAUCGCUAAACAGGCGGCGCAGAAAUCGGCCCCGCCCCUGCAGACGAUCAAAACGAAUGUCACGCCGAAACAAACGACCGUCGCCGCUCAGAAGGCGCCGCCGGCUCCGACGCCGAAACAGACGCCGCCGCGGCAGACGAGCGUGAUCCAAACGAAACACGUGAGCGUGACGAAACAGCCGGCUCAGUCGCCGAAGUCUACUGUGAUCCAGACGAAGCAAACUGUGGUGCCUCAAGCGAAGCCGGCUCAACCGAAGAGUGCGCCGGUACAGUUGAGCCAAGCCACGGCUCAGGCGGUGGCUCAGAUAUCCAAAUCGUUGCCGUCUGUGGUGACGCCACCCCAUAAGUCGCCGCUGAUCAAGCAGAGGCCCAUGCAGCGGGUGGAGGCUCCACAGGCUACUGUUUCGGCACCGGCCACGCCCUCUCAUGCCCCUACGCCGCCGAUACAGCAAGUCCCUACGGUCUCAACGAUACAAACUCAUAAUAAGUUGGUGCAGGGCACGCGCUCGCUGCUGAUACGGCCGCCCGCCGUGCCCACCACCGCCACCGCCGCCGCCACGCCCACCACACAGGCGGUGCCUACUUCGCGUCGUGGUGUGGUUAGAGUGUUAAGCCCGGCGACGCAGUCUUCAGGGAAAUCUCUAAUUUCACCACGAGCUCUCUUACAACAAGGUGCUACGACGGUUCCUGCGGCUAUUGCCGCAAAGAAACGUACUCCAGUUGCAAGCACGACGUCUGUUACUACUAUGGCUCAGGCCGCAGCGGGAACGUCAGUUGUGAGCAGUGCGCCUACAGUAGCAACGUCUGCGGUAUCCACGCGAACGGUUCAACUGGCCGGCGGCAGAACAGUGCAGUUGGCGGCCAACCAAACUGUCCACUUACCUGGCGGCCAGGCGGUUCAACUAUCAGGACACACCCUCCAACUCUCAUCGCUCCAACUCCCAACGCACAGUGUCCGAUUACCCAGUGGCCAAACUGUUCAACUAGCAUCACCGACCAUGCAAGCUGUGAGGGCGGUAUCGACGACGGCAGUCAAAAACCCAAGUCCUCGCGCCACCCCUUCUUCACCCACGAUCAAAACUGUUCAAACUAGCCAAGCUGUUCCAAUACCUGUUUCAACGGUUCAGUUAUCGGGACAAACGGUUCAAAUAGCGGGCCAGACCGUUCAACUGGCGGGACAGAGUGUGCAGUUGACGGGCCACACGGUGAAACUGCCGAGUGGACAGAGCGUGCAAGUGGCUAGCCAGAGCGUUAUACCGUCGCAGAGCGUGCAGUUGCCGAGUGGGCAAACCGUUCAGUUGGCGAGUGGAAACGUCCAAACUGUGCAGUUGGGGUCCAACAUUCAGUUGCCCAGCGGACAGAGUGUUCAGAUGCCGAGCGGGCAGAGUGUGCAAUUGGGAUCUCAGACAGUGCAAAUAGCGGGGCAGACAGUUCAAUUGGCGGGCGGCCAAACUGUUCAGUUGCCGAGUGGCCAGACCCUGCAGCUGUCCAGUGGGCAGACUGUCCAGUUAUCCAGUGGGCAGACUUUGCAGUUGGCUAGCGGGCAGACGGUUCAGUUGGCGAAUCAGCCGGCGCCGAAAAUCACUCAAGUGGUGAGGAGUCAGUCGACGGGCGAUAAGCCAGCGCAGCCGAUCGUCGCCAAACUACUGACGAAUGCACAAGGGCAGAUGAUAUCGCUAGAGGGAGUGGUGGGCGCCCGCGGCGUGCCUCAGCUGCAACUGGCCGGAGGAAGAGGCCGCGCCGCCGUGCGCGUGCUGUCGCCGGCGCGCCCGCUGCUGCUCACCGCCGCCAAGCCGCUGCACAACAUCAUCCUGCAGCAAGGCGAUGGCAACGCAAUUCGUGUGACCUCAAGCAGUGGUGCUACUCCUUCACAAACUAUAGUUUUAAGUAAUUUAGGUGCCCAAGCAGUUACCACAUCCUCAACAACCACUCCUGUCUUAAAACUGCAGCAGGUGAAUCCAUUACAGCAAGUAAAACUCGCGCAGGGAAUUAAAAUACAACAGGCGACGUCAGCGGCAAGCAGUAGUACAGCGGCGACAUCUAGCGGCGUCCGCAGCGUACUAAUGGACGGGCAGCAGCUCAAACUGGUUGGCGGGAGACACGUACUUGCCAGAAUCCUCAGACCAGCGCACCCACCGCCGUAGCAACGUUAGCUAGAGGUAAACUUAGUGUAGAAUAAUCCUGCUAGAUGGCGCGUUAUAGCGUAACGCUCGAUAAGAAAGUAAUUUGUGAAACCAUUGUGUAGUAACAGAGUAGUUGGGCUCUCAUUUACUAAAUCUUUUUUUUCCAAUUAAAAAUAAUACAGACAUGCCUUUGUGAAUAAAUUCACUUAGACUCGGGUUUUUGUUGACCUUGUCAGUAAUUGACUAUAUGAUUUUCUCAUAAAUAAUUACAUAUUCUGAAAGGCGUGUUCAUUUAUUAUUUCUUGGGUGUUUCAAGAAUGAAAUUAUUUAUUUUCAUCACAAGGAGAAACAGUUACUAGAUCCUUAGCUUUAUAAGCUCCCCUUGAUCCGAUUACCAUCAAAACACAUCACAUGAAGUGAUUAUAACAGAAUUUUUAACCAUAAAGAUUAUUCUCGAUUAUUUUACGAACUUUGCAAAUGGCAAAGUGAUGGUCAUACGCUCACACGACAAUAUGGGCCGAACGAAACAUGUGCAAUGUGCUUUAAGAAAUAGCGUAAUUUUAUUAGGUUUUACUUUUUUAUAUAAUAUAUUGCUGCCUCGCAGUUCGGGAUAUUUAUUAAGUAAGAUUCAUACAUGUGGCGUUGAAAAACGUUCGAAACAGUAUUCAACUUUCACACAAAACUUCAUACAGUUUUUAGAAUACGCUAAACCGCUACAAAUUAACAAUUUAUACUAUUGUUAUUGUAAUCGACCAUAAGUAUUUUAUGUUGGUAAUUUGUUUGCCUAAUUUUAUUCAAUAUAAUUUUAACACAAUGUUAAAUGGAUCUACGAACAAUAAAAAUAAGAAUGAAAUCAUAUUACAACUUUUUAUGUUGAAUGGCUUUGUAAGAUUUAAAAAAAUAUUCUCAGUGUAUAAAAGAGGUUGAUUUAAUAAUAUAAAAGUGAGCUUUUAAAAUAAAUUGAUUUUUGGUUCUAAAUACGUACUGGUGUUGUGUACGGUGCUUCUGGCACUGACACUGGCGGAUACAAAAUGUUUGGUAUUAUUGCUUAAUGGAACUAUGAAUUGAUUUAACAAAUGUUAAUAUUUUUAACUAUUAUUUAAUAUUUAUUUCAAAACAUUUGUAUUUAGCCAGUGUGAACAUCGUAAUGAAUAAGCCGUAAUUAUUUAAGUUCCACAGAUAUUUACAAAAUGUAUACUUAUUUGUAUUUGUUGCAUGAAAAAAGUAUAUUAUUUAUAUUUUUUUAGUAUCUGUAAAUAAUUUAUCAAAACAAACUACAAUAUUAAAAAAUGAUGUAUUUCAUGAAACUGGGACGGUAAAAAAAUGUUCUCUGAAAUCCCGUGAACUGUUGGCUUAGCAGUGAUGUUUUGAACCUUUUAUCCUUGUUUGACAUUGUGCAUUUUAACAAACAAAGCUCUACUUACUUUUUCCUCUUUGACAUAAUAUUUUAAUUACUCAAGAUAUUAAUGCAGUUCGGUUUUUGUUAAAAUCGUAAACAAUGUAAAACGUUAUGUGACAGACAUGUCAUUUGGUCUGUUAGUAGUUAUUGACUUGAAUCAAAACUGGAGUGUGAUUGCUGAUAUUACAUUUUACAUAUUAUUUUGUAUCAACUUCAUUUACGCGCCUAGUUGCGGGAGUUUUAUAUAUUGAGUAUGAUACAUAAAGUCAAGGAUUAUUAUUUAUGUUGUUACUAAGUAUGUAUUAUUUUAUGUUCAAUUGUAAAUUUUUGUUACAAUAGGUCUGAUUAUAGUAUGAAAUAUAAGUCAAUUGCGGUAA
Molecule: messenger RNA, 6823 nt
Organism: Ostrinia nubilalis (European corn borer)
Lineage: Eukaryota; Metazoa; Arthropoda; Insecta; Lepidoptera; Crambidae
Product: nuclear factor related to kappa-B-binding protein
Exons: 23
Coding region: 317-5068 (1583 amino acids)
Cellular component (GO): Ino80 complex
Molecular function (GO): protease binding
Source: RefSeq, a predicted model, not a curated record